GUCGCCCGCCUGGCCGUCAGCAAGAAUCAGCCCUUGUGAAUAACCAGGGCUGUGUUUGUUAUUCCCACUACACAGGGAUCACUCUCGGAUAUAGUAAAAUGCCAGGUGAAGCGAGGAGCUGCUGAACAUGAGUGAUGAUAAACCCUUUGUUUGCACUGCUCCUGGAUGUGGCCAGCGCUUCACAAAUGAGGACCACUUGGCUGUUCACAAACACAAACAUGAGAUGACGUUAAAGUUUGGUCCAGCUCGUAAUGACAGUGUCAUCGUGGCUGACCAAACUCCAACUCCAACUCGUUUCCUUAAGAAUUGUGAAGAGGUAGGGCUUUUUAAUGAGCUGGCAAGUCCAUUUGAAAAUGAAUUUAAGAAGGCUUCAGAAGAUGACAUCAAAAAGAUGCCCUUGGACAUGUCACCACUUGCUUUACCAGCAGUUAGAACUAAAGUGGAAGAUAUGCCGAUUGUGGAAACAAGUCAUCAGAAUAGUCCCCUCCCUCACCCAGAGUCAACCACCAGUGAUGAAAAGGAUGCCCCAUUACAACAAACACAAACUGUAUCAACUAUUCGUCCAGCAUCUUUGCAAGUUCCUAAUGUACUACUUGCAAAUUCAGAAACUGGUGUUGUCAUACAACAGGCUUUGCCCUCUCCAACCUCUACUUCUGUCAUCACACAGACUCCACCAACAAACAGAAAUAUAGUACCAGUAUCUGGUUCAGUUCCUCUCUUGUUACAGCUACCUAAUGGACAGACCAUGCCUGUCACUAUUCCUGCAUCAAUCACAAACCCAUCUGUCCGUAUUCAUACAACAGUUCCCAUUAUCAGGCCUGUCACCAUGGUGCCUAAUAUCCCUGGAAUUCCAGGUCCUCCAGUCAACAACAUUGAACCUUCCUCUCCACAACCUAUGCAGUCAGAAGCUAAACUGCGACUGAAAGCAGCUUUAACACAACAGCUCCCUCAGGUUACUAAUGGUAAUAAUUCCAUUGGUCAAACAAGUGGCACAAUGAGGAUUCAAUCAAAGGAAGCACAUCCACAGUCACUACAGGAAGCUGCAACUUCCACUACUCAACCAAUGGGCUCCCCAGGUCAGCCUACGCAACAGAUUCAGACCAGUGGUGGUAGAAGGAGGCGAGCAAUGAAUGAAGACCCAGAUGAAAAAAGGCGGAAGUUUUUAGAGCGUAACCGAGCAGCUGCUUCAAGGUGCAGACAGAAGAGAAAAGUCUGGGUGCAGUCUCUUGAAAAGAAGGCAGAGGACCUCAGUUCAACAAAUGUACAACUACAGAAUGAAGUCACCCUGCUGAGAAAUGAAGUGGCUCAGCUGAAGCAGCUACUUCUGGCUCAUAAAGAUUGCCCUGUAACAGCCAUGCAGAAGAAAUCUGGCUAUCACAAUGUAGAAAAGGAUGAGAAUUCUAUAGACAGCCCUCUACCCAGCAGCCCCCAAACCCAAGUCAUCCAACACAGUUCCAUCAGCACCUCAAAUGGUAUAAGUUCAACAGCAAUGGCAGAGGCUGUUGCUACCUCGGUUCUCACCCAGAUGGCAGACCAGAGUUCGGAGAUAAACCUACCUGUCCAGUCUCAUGUUACCAUCGCUCCUUCGUCUCAGUCUCAACCUUCAGCGAGUUGAUUGGAUAAUACCUGCAUUACAUAAAUCAACAGAUAUUGUCUCAACGGUGACUGUAAAAUGGAAAUUUGAGCACGGGGAGAACAGAUCUCCAAAAACAACUUCUAUACUCCAAGUUUAGUGCUUUUAUUAGUUGUAUUUCAGAUGUGGCUACAGCAGUGUAAACAAAGUGAACACUUAACUUCAGCCUUGAAAACAGAUAUUUUAGUCAUUGUUCUUUGAUCCACAAUGCAUUUUCUAUUUUCUACACUCAAGUAACAUUUAAGUAUCUUUUUCUGUCUGUCUUUAUGGCUGUGCAGUAGGGGACAAAAUUUUUUUGUGAACAGUGUAAUUACAUUUUAAGGCCACUCUCCUGAGACUGUGAAGAAAAGAUCAAACUUUAUUGAUAGGAAAGCUCAACGUGGACUAUCUUGACCUGUAAUCCUGUUCAUCUGGUCAUGAACUGCUCUCCAGAGGUCCAAGAUAAACCAAGCCUCUAAUCCAUGACACGCGAACGUAACAUUGGAAAAGUAACGUUUCCAGUGCUUCUUUUCAAACAAAUGUUUUUAAUUUAAAAAUAAUAACAAAAAUGUUAAAUAAUUCAAUAAAACUUAUUCUCCAUCUAAACGACAAAUUAAUAAAUCCUUGGACCCUGAACUGGCCGUGAGGGGGCCUCUGUUUUCAGAUAUAGGAAGCAUUUAUUUCUUUGCCUUUUCUAAUUUGCACAUUGUGAAGGGAAUGAAAGAUUGAAAGAAUGUUUGAUUGUUAGUAAUUUUGUUUAAUUAGACUUUUGUUUUGUCAUUUUUAAUAAGAUGUAGUCAAUCUGUUUAGUUUUUUUUAAAUCUUCAGUCUGAAAAGCUCAGCAACUUUGUUGGGUAUCAUAAUGAAUGAUGCAUAUACCAGUGGUCUAUUGUUUAGACCAACAGUUCUGUGAAUGUUGCCUUUAAAUAUCACACUGACCUUUGGUGAAAUCUUAUUUAAAUGAUUGUGUAUACAGAUAAUGAAUAUUGAUGAUUAACAUUCCAUGUGCCGUUUGAUUGUAUAUUAUCUUUCUUCUCCUCAAAACUUCUGUGAAAUGAUUCAUUUUACUAAAUGUGCCAUCAACACUUGGUCAAACUCAGAGAUAAUUUGAAAUUGGAGAAGCAGAAAACAACUACUAGAAUAUUAUGCAUUGACAUUGACAACAUCAGUAUAAAAAAAUUGGAAGAUAGAUAUAUUUGGACAACAGAAUAUCAGUAGUUCAAAGAUGUCUUCACAUGUAAAUAAGACUAUAGAUACACACACACAUUGAGCUGCCACAAAGUUGUUUUUAGCAAAAUUAACAGGACAUGGAAUAUAAUUUCUCCAGUACAGUUUCCAGGUCUUCUAGUUUAUAAUUGUGUAAUUUGUCAAAUUAGAAUGUAGGAACUGAUACAGGAUGUUUGACAGAAGCUUCUUGUGACUUUUGGAGAAACUUCUCAACAUAUAGUAGUAGAUUAUUAUCUCGUGAUGGAUAUCAGUUACACUACUCAACAGAAUCAAUUUCAUAAUCCUUGUUUUACAGACUGUAUCUGUAGACAAAAAAAAUGUAUCUUUAUCUUGAUUGCAAGCUUCCAUUUCUACAGAGGUAGCUUGAGGUGUAAUCUUCCUCUUUGUGCAAUUUGCAUGAGUAAGUUCUCUGAGAGAAUAAAUAAUUUAUCUAAGAAGAA
Hemiscyllium ocellatum (epaulette shark) is the source of this 3279-nucleotide messenger RNA. It is a transcript of the gene atf2, whose product is annotated as activating transcription factor 2. Lineage: Eukaryota; Metazoa; Chordata; Chondrichthyes; Orectolobiformes; Hemiscylliidae. The coding region runs from base 128 to 1615 and encodes 495 amino acids. Gene Ontology annotation, molecular function: cAMP response element binding; DNA-binding transcription factor activity, RNA polymerase II-specific. The transcript has 13 exons. The record is from RefSeq and is a predicted model, not a curated record. Gene Ontology annotation, biological process: regulation of transcription by RNA polymerase II.